Rhineura floridana is the source of this 3145-nucleotide messenger RNA. RefSeq names its product platelet derived growth factor C (gene PDGFC). The coding region runs from base 343 to 1374 and encodes 343 amino acids. Gene Ontology annotation, molecular function: platelet-derived growth factor receptor binding; growth factor activity. The record is from RefSeq and is a predicted model, not a curated record. Gene Ontology annotation, biological process: platelet-derived growth factor receptor signaling pathway; positive regulation of ERK1 and ERK2 cascade; positive regulation of phosphatidylinositol 3-kinase/protein kinase B signal transduction. Lineage: Eukaryota; Metazoa; Chordata; Lepidosauria; Squamata; Rhineuridae. Gene Ontology annotation, cellular component: membrane. The transcript has 7 exons.
GGCGGGGGGGGGGCAGGUUCGGGCCAUCGACUCCUACAGGAGAAAAAAAAAGGAGGAUAUUAGGGGAGUUGAAAGAGAGUCAAGAAUUGGGCUGUGAUAAGACCAUAGAAGGCUCUGCGAGGAGGAGAGCUGGAGCGAGAAGGGAGGGCACACAAGAAUUUGGGGUGGAGCAGAAAAACACGGUGUGCCUGCCUGCGUGUGUGACAGAAAGGAGCGGUGCAGCCUUCGUGGGCUGGUGGAGGUGGUGAAGAGGACGGCUCGGGGAGAACUUGAUCUCUCUGCAAGUGCUUGGCUUGUGUUGUGUGCGUGUGCGUGAAAAGAGCUUCAACCCCAGCCUGCCAAAUGCUCCUCUUCGGGUUCUUCUUGCUGACAUCUGCCCUGGUCAGCCAAAGACUGGGAGCCCAAGCCGAAUCGAACCUCAGCAGCAAGUUCCAGUUCUCCAGCGCCAAGGAGCAAAACGGAGUACAAGAACCACAACAUGAGAAGAUUAUUACAGUGUCUUCUAACGGAAGUAUUCACAGCCCAAAGUUCCCAUAUACUUAUCCCCGUAACACAGUACUGGUGUGGCGAUUAGUAGCAGUUGAGGAGAAUGUGUUGAUACAGCUCACUUUCGAUGAAAGGUUUGGGCUUGAGGACCCAGAAGAUGACAUAUGCAAAUAUGAUUUUGUAGAAGUUGAAGAGCCCAGUGAUGGCACUAUAUUAGGACGGUGGUGUGGUUCUACUACUAUUCCAGGAAAACAGAUUUCCAAAGGAAACCAGAUCAGAAUAAGAUUUGUUUCUGAUGAAUAUUUGCCUUCAGAACCUGGAUUCUGUAUCCAUUAUACUCUCCUCACACCAACAGAAUCUGCCAGCCCGACAAUAUUGCCACCCUCAUCUUUACCAUUAGAAUUGCUAAACAAUGCUGUUGCUGGAUUUAGUACUGUGGAGGAACUUAUCAAGUACCUUGAACCAGACAGAUGGCAACUAGAUUUGGAAGACCUGUACAGACCAACUUGGCAGCUCCUUGGAAAAGCAUACAUUCAUGGAAGAAAAUCUAGAGUCGUAGAUUUGAAUCUUCUGAAGGAGGAGGUACGAAUGUACAGCUGUACUCCACGCAACUUCUCAGUAUCUCUGCGAGAAGAGCUGAAGCGAACAGACACCAUCUUUUGGCCACUUUGUCUACUAGUAAAACGCUGUGGUGGAAACUGUGCCUGCUGUCAGCAUUCUUGUAGUGAGUGCCAGUGUGUCCCCACCAAGGUCACGAAAAAAUACCAUGAGGUCCUGCAACUGAAGCCUAGAAGCGGUACAAGAGGAUUGCAAAAAUCUCUGACAGAUGUACCUUUGGACCAUCAUGAGGAAUGUGACUGUGUAUGUAAAGGAAAUACAGGACGAUAAGAGGAACUCGGUGUGCUGCUUGCUUUUACAGCACAUUCAGUCAGUGGCUGAUUCUGUUCUGGGGCUUGUGCAUUAAUCUCCUUCUGUAAUCUCAGUUGUUUACUUUAAGAAUCUUCAGUCUUCAAGAUUGACAAUUACGGGGGGGGGAUGGAAAGAAAGAAGAAAGCUGAGAUUAUGUAUAUGCAAUGUAACAACUCUGUUACUUGAAAGUCCACUACGAAGGAUGAGCAGAAGGCUUCAAUGAGGGAUUUUGCCCCCUCCCCCAUUCUAUACUUUUAGAUAUAGAUAUAUAAAAUAUCAUCUCUCUCACUCAUCUUGAAUUUUAAAAGAUUUAAUUUUUUAGAAGUAUAGGAAAAGACAGUGCUCAAAGCCUGGACUCUUCUGGUGGUCUUGCGUCUGCAGGUCUGUUACUUCUGGCUUACAGUUCAAAACAUCUGGAAUCUUCCUUAACUCAACUCAGCAACUCCUGCAUAUUCCAAAUCAAAGUGUUAAUUGUCUUACAGAUUGUCUUAUUCUGAGUUAAACUUAACUUUUCACUGAUGCAAGUAGAAAAAGAAUGGACACUUUCCCUUGGUUUCUUCCAGUAAAGAUUAUGCUGUUUAGAAAACCUGAAUGGUCAGUAUAUGUGAACAAAGACAAAAAGGUCGAACCCCAAGAAGUGGCUUUAUUCUUUUCACUAUGACCUGCAAAUAUUUUUGUUUGUUUAUAUUUUUAUUGUGUACAUUUUUAUACUCUUUUUGACAGCAUAACUAUUUGCUUUUCUAAUCUUGUUAAAUAUAUAUAUUUUUACCAAAGGUAUUUAAUAUUCUUUUGUUUAUUACAGCUUAGAUAAACUACUUCUUAGUUUUAUAAAACUUGGAGUCAGAGUUAUAGAAAGGGGGAAGGAAGAUAGAAUUCUCUUUCUGCAAGGCAAGGAGCUAAAAGUUGCAUUUACAUGUAAACAGGUAAACAAGAGAGGUUAGUCUAAAUUUCCAGAUAUGUGUAACUAGCUUCAUGAUGCUGGGAUAAAAAAGAGUCAAUAUAAUAUUUAAACCCUCUUCAUCAUCGUAACCUAGUGCCUCAAUCCAAAUAAGGAGAUCUGUGCACAGAAGUAAACUUCUGCAUGCAUACAUUAAUAAAUAUCACUUUUUGGAUCAGGGACAAGUGGCAUAAAUCUAAUAAGCAUCAGAAGGCAGAUGAUGUCUGUCCACACUGCUUUGUUUUCAAUGGGUUGAAUAUUCAGGUGUAUUUAAAUGUGCAUCUCUAACCAUAUUCUGAUGCAGCAAUGCAUGAGUAAAUAUCCUUUUUACAUGUGACUAGUGAUGGAACAGGAUGUAGGUUUCUUCACAGCAAUCAUAAAUCCAAAAUGGAGAGGCCCAUUCUGUCUUAUAGCCUGAUCCUAAACAUAUUUAUUCAGAGUGAACUCCAACACGGUGGGACUUGCUUCUUAGUAACUAUGUUUAGGAUGCAAUCUUAAUUCACUGUUAAAUUAGCAGGUGAAAGAUCUUGACAAGAGCAUAAUCACCACUGACAUUUCAGUGUGUUCUUGCAUCCAUAAUGUAUUCAUGAAAAAGACGUACAUAUUUAUUGCUACAGGUGUAAGGGUUUUUUUAUAUUAUUAAUACCGGUUAUUUCCUUGUAAGGACAGUGGGCUUCCAAUAUCUUAAUGGUGUAAAGUACAGUUUCAUGAAAUGUGGUUUUGCUUUUGUACAGUCUUUAUGUAAACCAGCUUAUUUAUCCCACCCUUUACCCAAAUUGGAAAAAAGCAGUAAAAUAUUUUGCUUGUAAAAUG